CUCCCAUAAGAGUCCGCACCUUUGCUUUGAACAUGGCUCACUGGACUUGAAACUAAGUAGCCGUUAGUAGAGAAGCCAACGAUGAUGAAUCUUUCUCUUCCCGCUCCAGCCAAAAUCCCGCUUCCUUCCCUUGCUUCAUCCUCAACCCGUCCUCCCCCGAAACUCCCAUAUCAGCCGCCGCCGCCGUCACCGUCGAUCAGGAGCACCAUCAACUUCGAACCCCUUAGGGACCGUCUGAUCAAGCAUCUCGAUGCAGGUCACCUCCACAAAGCCAUAUCCACGCUCGAUGUCAUGGCCAGGCAAAACACCCAUCCAGACCUCAUCACCUACUCUGUGCUCCUCAAGGCUUGCAUCAGGUCACGUGACUUCCAGCUUGGUAAACUUGUCCACUCCCACUUGACUCAGUCCAAACUCGAGCUUGACUCCGUCCUUUUUAACUCGCUCAUCAGUUUGUACUCGAAGUCCGGCAAUUGGAACAAAGCCCGUGAAAUAUUCCAAAGUAUGGGAAACAAACGGGAUUUAGUUUCAUGGAGUGCAAUGAUUUCUUGUUUUGCUAAUAAUAAGAUGGAAUUCGAAGCAAUUUUGACGUUUCUUGAUAUGCUUGAAAACGGGUUUUUUCCGAACGAGUAUUGCUUCACGGCUGUUAUUCGGGCUUGUUCGACAUCCGAGUUUUAUUCAGUUGGAGAAAUAAUAUUGGGUUUUCUAAUGAAAACGGGGUAUCUCGACUUUGAUACGAAUGUUGGGUGUGCUUUAAUUGAUAUGUUUGCUAAGGGAAAUAGCGAUUUGGAGUCGGCUUUAAAGGUGUUCGAUAAAAUGCCUGAAAGAAAUGUGGUUUCUUGGACACUGAUGAUGACUAGAUGUACGCAAUUAGGUUACCCGAAGGGUGCUAUUGAAUUGUUCGUGGAUAUGAUUCUAAGUGGCUACAUGGCCGAUCGGUUUACACUAAGUGGUGUCGUUUCAGCUUGCACUGAACUUGAAUCGGAAUCAUUGUCUCUCGGAAAGCAAUUGCAUUCUUGGGUUAUACUGUCAGGAUCCGCUUCAGAUGUUUGCAUUGGUUGUAGUUUAGUAGACAUGUACGCUAAGUGUACAAUGGACGGGUCUUUGGAUGAUUCUAGGAGGGUGUUUGAUAGAAUGGAAAAGCACAAUGUUAUGUCGUGGACUGCGAUUAUAACGGGAUACGUGCAAUGCGGAGGUCACGAUAUGGAAGCCAUAGACCUCUUUUGCAAAAUGAUCGAAGGUCCUGUUUCGCCUAAUCAUUUCACAUUUUCUAGUGUUCUUAAGGCGUGUGGAAAUCUUUCCGAUUAUCGCACAGGUGAACAGUUCUAUUCCCAGGCAGUAAAACAUGGCUUUUCUUCGGAUGAUUGUGUGGGGAACUCUCUUAUAAGCAUGUAUGCUAGAUCCGGGAGGAUGGACGAUGCUCAAAAAGCUUUCGAAUCUCUAUUUGAGAAGAAUUUAGUUUCCUACAACACUAUCGUCGACACUUAUGCUAAGAACCUAGAUUCUGAAGGAGCUUUUGAACUUUUUCAUGAAAUUGCUGAUGCUGGAGUUGAGGUUAAUGCUUUCACGUUUACUAGUCUCCUGAGUGGAGCUUCAAAUAUUGGUGCAAUCGGCAAGGGUGAGCAAAUCCAUGCUCGGUUACUUAAAUCGGGGUUUCAGUCAAACCAAUGCGUUUGUAAUGCAUUGAUAUCCAUGUAUGCUAGGUGUGGGCACAUAGAAGCUGCUUUUCAAGUUUUUAAUGAGAUGGGUGAUCGAAAUGUUAUAUCAUGGACUUCUAUGAUCACAGGUUUUGCAAAACAUGGAUUUGCUACUAGAGCUUUGGAAAUGUUCCACGAAAUGCUUGAGGCAAGGAUUAGGCCGAACGAGAUCACGUAUAUUGCUGUUUUAUCGGCUUGUAGCCAUGCAGGCUUGGUUUCAGAGGGAUGGGAAAUUUUCAACUCGAUGCACGAAGAACAUAAAAUUGCACCAAGAAUGGAACAUUAUGCAUGCAUGGUUGAUUUGUUGGGACGAUCAGGAUCACUCAGGGAAGCUAUUGAGUUUAUAGACACGAUGCCCUGCACACCGGAUGCUUUGAUCUGGCGUACUUUUCUCGGAGCUUGCCGAGUCCACCAUGACAAAGAACUUGGUGAACAUGCUGCAAAGAUGAUACUUCAGCAGGAUCCUCAGGAUACAGCCGCCCAUAUCUUACUAUCGAAUUUAUAUGCCUCUUCCGGUCAAUGGGACGACGUGGCACGGAUUAGGAAGAAUAUGAAAGAAAGAAAUCUGAUCAAAGAAGCUGGUUGUAGUUGGAUAGAGGCGGACAAUAAAAUACACAGGUUCCAUGUGGCCGAUACUUCACACCCACAAGCACAGGAGAUUUAUGAGAAACUGGAUGAAGUGGCUUUAGAAAUAAAGGGAUUAGGCUAUUUCCCGGAUACAGAUUUUGUACUUCAUGAGCUUGAGGAGGAACAGAAGGAGCAAUAUGUCUUCCAACACAGCGAGAAAAUCGCUGUUGCAUUCGGUCUUAUAAGCACAUCAAGAUCAAAACUGAUUCGGGUUUUCAAGAAUCUCCGUGUUUGCGGAGACUGUCAUACCGCAAUCAAAUACAUUUCGAUGGCCACGGGGAGAGAAAUAGUUUUAAGGGAUUCGAAUCGCUUUCAUCAUAUCAAGAAUGGAACUUGCUCUUGCAAUGAUUACUGGUGACAGGGGACCCAUCCGGCAUCGGCAUUCUUGGUAGAAGGCAAUUAGUUCACCAGGUUGUUUUGGUGUGGUUCGGUCACCGGUCAUGCGCAGAUGCAUUCCGACUGAACGACCGAUCCCCGUUUGGCCGGUUUAUCCUUUACCUCCUCCUCUUUUGGCCAU
Messenger RNA from Hibiscus syriacus, 2838 nucleotides. RefSeq names its product pentatricopeptide repeat-containing protein At3g49170, chloroplastic-like. The transcript has a single exon. Gene Ontology annotation, biological process: RNA modification. Gene Ontology annotation, molecular function: zinc ion binding; protein binding; RNA binding. Bases 82 to 2679 code for a protein of 865 amino acids. The record is from RefSeq and is a predicted model, not a curated record. Lineage: Eukaryota; Viridiplantae; Streptophyta; Magnoliopsida; Malvales; Malvaceae.